Meloidogyne enterolobii is the source of this 603-nucleotide messenger RNA. The record is from the annotation of a GenBank genome assembly. NCBI's taxonomy places the organism in Eukaryota, Metazoa, Nematoda, Chromadorea, Rhabditida, Meloidogynidae.
AUGAAUUUUCUUCAAAAUUUUUUUCUUUCACUUAUUGUGUUGAUUUUGCCUCUACUUGUCGUCUGCCGUGUUGAAGAUCGUUAUGAUUUGAGUUUGUUGCCUUGGGAUUUGCGUCCAGUCCAACAAUUCAUCGGUCUGUGGCAAAAGGAGCGCCACACGGGAUUUUUCAAGGACUUGCCCCCUCCAGAUUUAAUCGACUUUGCCAUCAAUCCAAUACCUAAAUUUGGUGCAAGAACCAUCAACUUCACUCAUACUUAUUUUGAUGCUGAAAAGAAGGUAAUACGGUCGGACUAUGGCUUUAUGCCCGUCAAAAAUGCAACUCAAAGAGAUCCAAGAGUGCAUGUUGCCUAUUUGACUACGAGCAGUGAAGGUUGGUCAAUGAUGGAACAAGGCUUCUUCAAAGACGGCAAAUUAAUAUUCCACUUGAAACAAUUUUUGAGACGCACCUUUGGUGUUGGAACAAAAGGCUCGGAGUUGGAUAUACGCGAGUUUGAACGUCAAUUUGAAUUGCAUGAUUUCCACUCCAUGGAAUUAAAAAUAAGGGCUGAAACAUCAGUACAAACAGAAUCUUAUGUUGCUUAUUAUAGAAAAAUUCUUUUUUAA